Molecule: messenger RNA, 1005 nt
Organism: Sebastes umbrosus (honeycomb rockfish)
Lineage: Eukaryota; Metazoa; Chordata; Actinopteri; Perciformes; Sebastidae
Gene: hint2
Product: histidine triad nucleotide binding protein 2
Exons: 5
Coding region: 124-753 (209 amino acids)
Cellular component (GO): mitochondrion; cytoplasm
Molecular function (GO): hydrolase activity
Source: RefSeq, a predicted model, not a curated record
AUCAGCGUGCAGUACAGAGCUGUCAUAAACAGCUGCAGGACUUUUGCAGCGUUGUGUCGACAAAAACAGGAUAAACUCUGACAUAUUUACGUCGGAAAUACUUUAUUAGCCACUUAGCUAGUUAUGUAUUUUCGACAGAUUCUGCGGACACAGUUAAUCGGGACCAGAACGGCUCACUUCAACCGUUUGCAUCGUUUUUGUGGAGCCCAGGUAGCUGCUCUAAACAUAACUAGUCUUAUUCUCAUAUACAGUCUCUUUUCUUUAAGUGCAGCUGAGCAUGUUGACAACAACUGUCCUACCAGCUCUGGUGGUGGUGGGGAACCUGCAGUGCUCCACCACCAAGAGAGACCAAUGUGCACCAGAAGUGACGAGGUGAAGUUGGCAGAGGAGGCCAGCAAGAAGUAUGGCUCCCCAGCUCCAACCAUCUUCUCCAAAGUCAUUGACAAAAGCAUCCCUGCAGAUAUCAUUUAUGAAGAUGAGAAGUGUUUGGCAUUCAGGGAUAUCAGCCCACAGGCCCCAGUUCACUUCCUGGUUAUUCCAAGGGUUCCUAUUCCCAGAAUAAGUGAGGCCAAAGAUGAUGAUGCUGAGCUGUUAGGACAUCUGUUGGUUGUUGCCAAAAAUGUGGCGAAGCAGGAAUCUUUAAAAGAAGGAUACAGAGUGGUGAUCAACGACGGAAAGCACGGUGCUCAGUCAGUUUACCACCUUCACCUCCACGUCCUGGGAGGAAGACAGAUGUCGUGGCCACCAGGAUAAUGGUUUCAUAUGUCUGUUCGUCUUUUCUGUCUUUUCAGGCUACUUUCAUGUGUUUAAUCCCACGAGCAUGACAUGAUAUAUAUGACGGGUGUAGAUCAUAAUCUCUGUAAUCUGUACAAAAACUAACUUCACCACAUACAAACAUAUGACGUGUAAAUAUGUUGAUUUUGACAAAUGUAAAAAUGAAGACAUUAUGUUUGAUAUGGCUGCAAAUAAAGACAGUAUUUCUAAUAUGGAAAGCUGAAAACUCAA